This is a messenger RNA of Striga hermonthica, 1230 nucleotides long. NCBI's taxonomy places the organism in Eukaryota, Viridiplantae, Streptophyta, Magnoliopsida, Lamiales, Orobanchaceae. The record is from the annotation of a GenBank genome assembly.
AUGGAGUUUUCAACUUGCCCUAUUUGUAAUCUAAGUUUCCCUUCUAUGGAACUCCAGAGACAUGCGAAUGACCAUUUCACUGAGGAAGAUUCCGCUACGGAUUUUGAAUUGGCGCAGCAAAUUGCGCUUUUCCCGCCAUCUCCACCCCGAAUUACAGGAGAUUCCUUGAAAUGCACACUUAGUUCAUUGGAUAUCCCCCAGCCCAGUUCUUAUACAUGUGAUGCUAAGAUAACUGGGUACGAAGUAUUCAAUCACGACGAAAAACAUGCUUCAUUAGUCCACCCCAAGAAUAUGGAGAAAUUCUACAAAGUCGAAGGCAAAUUGAUGACACUGCUGAAAAACUGCCUGGAAACAGAACCUGGAGACACUCUAAGCAUACUGUGCAGGCAUAUUGAUCAUUUUGAAAGCAUUCGGUCUUGGGAUGGUGGCUGGGGAUGUGGUUGGCGUAAUAUACAAAUGCUUAGCUCUUAUUUGCUUGCCCAAAGUGAAGAAUCUCGAGGCGUCUUGUAUGGUGGUUGCGGGUUUGUGCCUAAUAUCCGUACAAUUCAGUGUUGGCUCGAACUCGCUUGGGGAAAGGGUUUCGAUACGCCGGGCUCGGAUGACUUUGAUCAGAAAAUUUAUGGCAAGAGAAAUUGGAUAGGGACCACCGAGUGUGCCGCACUUUUUCGCUCCUUUGGUCUUCGUGCAAGGAUAGUUGAUUUUUGCAGUAAAAAUUUUCAGUUUGGUGGUUUGGGAAGGAAAAAUAAGCAGGUUUAUGGCCCCAUGGACGUGUUCCUGUCCAAAGGGAAAAUGCAUUUGGAUAAAAGUUCUAAGCAUCAUGAUGUUUUAUCAGAGAAAGCAAAGUGUCAUCAGGUUCUCACUGAGUGGGUGUGGAAUUACUUUUCUGGCAGCAGUGCAUGCAGAACAGCAAAUUGCCGUGUUGUUUUUAGUGAGAAAUCGCCAUUGUACUUCCAGCAUGAUGGCCACUCGAGAACUAUCGUAGGAAUUCAAGCCAAGCAUCUGAAAAAUAGGACGAAACAGUACAACUUGUUAAUUUUAGAACCUUCUGAUAAAACCAGAAUUCUUGAAAAAUCUCUCAUCGAGAAGUCUGGAUGGCAGAAAUUCAUAAAGAGAGGUGUCCACACGCUAAAAAAGCCAUUGUAUCAGGUGUGUUAUGUUGAUCCUGGAAUUGCUCGUGGGGAAGAGUUGGAGAGGCUGAAGACCAUAAACAGCUCCCGGUGCGAAUUUUAG